AUGCUGGAUAAGUUGGAAGAUGAUCAAUAUGCGUAUCAGUGGAAGAUAAAUCCUCAUUACCCUUUCCAUGAUGAAGGUGAAUGGGAUCUAGGGAAGUUUUUGGUGGAAAACCUUACUCAAACCCAAAUCACCAAGUUCUUGAAGUUGAAAUGGUUUGAUGCUCUGGAUCGUGCAAGACCAUCUUUCACCACGAAAGAUCACUUCCUGGACUGGAUGGACUCGCUGCCUUCUUUUGCCCCGUGGAAAGUCUCUAAAAUAGAAUUUAAAGGCUAUAAGACUGUCCAUCCCAUGGAGCUUGUUUGGCGUGAUGCGCUGGAGGUCGUCAAGCAACUCUUUAGUGACCCGACUUUUGCGAACCACAUGACCUUUCAGCCCCACGUCGUUAACGUCAAAAAUCAGCGCAAAUACGGAGACUACAUGAGUGCCGAUAUGGCAUGGAAAAUUCAGGGCCAUCUCCCAUUGGGUGCGACUCAAGUCCCAAUAAUCUUGGGAUCCGAUAAAACUCCUGUAACGCGACUUGCUGGAGGUAUUGAGAUGCAUCCGGUCUUCCUCACCAUUGGUAAUAUUGACUCUGAGGUUCGUUCCAAGGCAACGUUACGAGCUUGGCGCUGCAUAGCCUACAUUCCCGUUGUCAAGUUCCAAGUCCAUCCAGAUUACCAGUCUAUCCUCCAAGCCAGACUGUGGCAUAAAUGUAUGGACCUCGUUUUCGCCAACCUCAAGGUCGCAGCAAAGGAUGGCUGCUUCAUGCCCGAUCCUUCCCGCUACAUCCGGCAUGUGUUUACGCCACUCGUUGCUCAUGUCGAUCCCUGGGAUCUCGACAAGUUUCAGAAAGCGGCCAAAGCCGUUAACUUGUCUGGAGUUCAUAUGCCAUACUGGCGUGAUUGGAUGUUUGCAUGUCCGUCUGUUUUCCUCACCGGCGAAAUUCUGUACACCUGUCAUAAGUUUUUUGCUGAUCAUCCACUGAAAUGGAUUAAGGAAGCUAUGGGAGAUUACGAGCUCGACACUCGCUUCAUGGUCCAGCACAAAGACAUCCAAUGCACUAUCGUUGCGUCAAUCACAGGGGCUGUUCCACCCAGAUUCGUUCGUGCAAUUCACGCCCUCGUGGACUUCUUUUACUUAGCACAGAAUCCUGUUCACUCGCCUCAGUCACUUCAGUCAAUGGUUCAGGUGCUUUCAGAUUUUCACUCUUUCAAGGACACUAUCAUCCAGGCCGAGGCAAGGAGGGGGAAGAAGGGUGUCAAAGAAGAUUUUUUCAUCCCCAAACUCGAGCUUCUACAAAGCUUUGAUGGUACGAUUCAGAAACUGGGCACUUUGAUGCAGUUCUCCGCUGACCGGUUGCUCAUCACACAUUGUAAGGACCUUUUCCUGCGGACAUCCCACCAAAUCAAAGAUUUUAUGGAGCAGUGCGUGCAGAUUCUUAACUGCCAAGAGUCAAUGGAGAUGUUUAGUUUGUACGCGCUGUUGACUUCUCGCGGGGCGUCACUGGUCAGCGCCAUACAUGCUGAGGACGAAGACAUUACAACCACCAACCCUGCGCUCUCCUGGGUUUCCUGGGUUCUCCCUGACGAAACGAAAUCUGUUCAUGGUCCUCGACCUGUCUGUAACCACUUCCUCAAAGGCAUUCUCUCCGGAGACGCACUCACUGCCUUUCAACUGAAUGUAACGCCGGACUACAAAUCACUGUCACUAAUUGAUAUUCGCACGAAGUACUCGCUCCCUGACUUCGAUAUUGCGCUUGCCAAUUUUAUUCAUCGUUCAUCACAGUUCACUGGUGAGCAUACCCUCUGGGAUGGCAGAUAUGGGCGCUUCUGCACAGUGAUACAGGCUUACCCACGGAGCGAUGAUUUCCCCUUCGGCAACUGUGAUACCGUUCUCAUUGACACUAUGGGAGAUGAUGGGCAAAUGAAUUCCAACUUUGACCUUCCGACAUACCUCGCUACUCUGCUUCUCUACAUCCAAUACUUCCACUUUAUCGCCUCUCCUGACCAACAAGCCGAACUGUCAAUGUGGACCGUUGAGCAUACAUACGUUCAAGAUAACACUGUAACAGACGUAACACACGCUGUUGAACUCAUACCAUGUUUUGGCGAGAAAGUGACCAGUGGUGUUUCAUCGGCUACUUGUUUGGAAAGCUACGACCGUUUCUUUUUGAACAACUUCGCGGACAAGGAGAGUUAUCAUACAUUUAGUACCGAGUUUGCGUAG
Messenger RNA from Suillus subalutaceus, 2205 nucleotides. RefSeq lists its product as uncharacterized. Lineage: Eukaryota; Fungi; Basidiomycota; Agaricomycetes; Boletales; Suillaceae. The coding region runs from base 1 to 2205 and encodes 734 amino acids. The transcript has 9 exons. The record is from RefSeq and is a predicted model, not a curated record.